Molecule: messenger RNA, 2836 nt
Organism: Scheffersomyces amazonensis
Lineage: Eukaryota; Fungi; Ascomycota; Pichiomycetes; Serinales; Debaryomycetaceae
Gene: ESC4
Product: Esc4p
Exons: 2
Coding region: 61-2652 (863 amino acids)
Biological process (GO): DNA double-strand break attachment to nuclear envelope; double-strand break repair
Cellular component (GO): Cul8-RING ubiquitin ligase complex; nucleus
Source: RefSeq, a predicted model, not a curated record
UAAGCACUAAGUAAACACUAAGUGAGCACUAAGUAAGCACUAAGUAAGCACUAAGCAACUAUGUUUAAGGGUCAAACAUUUCUAAUUGUUAGAAGCUGUGAGGAUUCGGAAGACUCAGCCGAAUUGAGUCAAGCGAAAACUCUUUUACAGGAAAAUGGAGCCACUAUUAUUGAAAAGGAAGAGCAUGAUAAUGAUAAGAAUUACUUAGAAGAAGAAGAAGAACAACAACAAGAACAUGAUAUCGUAGUAAAUCAUAUCAUUACUAAAUCUAUACAAUUCAUAGAGUAUGGACUUGCUAUAAAAUCCAUGAUUCCUAUAACCUUACCUAAUUGGGUUAGAGAUUCAAUAAGUAGUGGUAAACCAGUUAACUAUAAGAAUUAUAAUCCUGAUCCAAAAUUUUUCUUUAAGGAUGUAUUUAUAUGUGUAGCCGAUAAUUUACCAAUUGGAGAUAAAGAAGCUAUCUAUGGAGGAGUUAAAGCAUUUGGAGGUAAUUAUCUUGAUGUUUUAACCAAAUAUACUACUCAUCUUAUUGCUGUAGAUAUAACUAAUGAAAAGAGUAUUAUUGCCUCCAGUGCAAUUCAUACCAAUGAUAAUGAUUCACAUUCACAUUCACAAAAUAAUGGAAUUGAUAUUAAAAUAGUCUUACCUCAUUGGAUAGACCAUUGUAUAACUUUAGGUAGAAAAAUUGAUGAACUGGCAUAUUUAUUACCUAAUCCAUCAAUUCUUAAACAAGACAAACAAUUAUUUUUAAAUAAAUAUUCUUCAAUUCCGGAAGAAGAAUUAGCUCAUAGUCAAAAUUAUAUUACGGAUUUCUUUAAAGGUAAAUCAUUUUAUAUUUGUCAAGAUUAUAAUGUUUCCGAAAGAUUAAUUAAUUCAGUUGAAUCAUUAAUUGAUACUCAUGGAGGUAAAGUUAAUUUAAAAUUUAAUGAGGAUUUAAUUGAUGUUUAUAUUGGGAAAUUUAGAAGUGGAGAUUCUUAUAGUAAAAGUUGUAAAUCUAAUCGUAUAGUGGUAGGUAAUUUACCCUGGCUUUAUCAUGUUAUUGUUACCAAUAAAUGGAUAUUACCAAUAAAUUCAAAUUUAUUACAUUAUCCAAUACCUAAUGAAUCAUUAUUGGAAUUUAAAAAUCUUAAAAUUUCAAUUACAAAUUAUAGUGGAGAUUCUCGAGCUUAUUUAGUAAAACUUAUAACUUAUUUAGGUGGUACAUUUACUAAGACUUUAUCCAAGGAUAAUGAUUAUUUAAUUUCUGCCAAGGAUGAAGGUAAAAAGCAUUUAACAGCUAAAGAAAAAUGGUUAAAUAAUGAAGGAAAUCCAAAGAUUAAGAUUGUUAAUCAUUUAUGGCUUGAAGAUUGUUUUGCUCAAUGGAAAUUAAUUGAAUUUAAUCAAUCUAAGUAUCAAUUUUUUGGUAAUGGACAGAAUUCUAUGGAGUCAUUAAUUGGUAGAACUAAAUUAGAUGAAAUUGUAUUAAAACAAUGGAAUGGAUUAGAUAAUCUUGACAUUGAUCAUGAAAAAGAUAGUCAAAAUGUAGAUGAUAGUAUGAGUGAAGAUGAAGCUACUCAGAUAGAAGCAGCAACAACAAAAACAACAACCACCACAGAUCCAGAACCUCGUCAUAGAGGUAGAGCAGCUGCUGUCAAAGCUGCUUUAAAGCUUCAUGAUAAUAUAUCUGACUUAAAUAACUUUGAGAAAGUUAAGAAAAGUACUAAGAAAUUAAAUGCAUUUGCUGAUAAUUGGGAUGGUACACCGGUUAAAAGAAGUAAUCCAGAUGCUGAUGAUAAUUCUGAUUCUCAACCCUCACCAUUGGUGAAAAAGUUGAAGACUGACACUGGACUGGAACUGCAACUGGAACCAGAAGAAUCAUCAGUAGAGAAUGAAGAACAAUUGAUUAAUCAUGUGGUGGCCAUUAUGACAGGUUGUGAAAAGGAGAUAUCUCUUAGUAGAAGUGAUAUAGCUAAACUUACAGAGGCUGGUAUACAAGUGUUAUCUGAUUUCCCCAUUAGUCAUACGAUUUCCAUCAAUACAUUAAUUGCUCCAAAGAUAUUAAGAACUGAAAAGUUUUUAAGGAGUCUAAGUAUGGUUGAUAAUGUAGUACAUCCUCAAUAUUUGAUGGAUGUACUUGAAAGGCUUAAUGAUAAUGAAAAAGAGAAAGAUAAUUCUGAAUCAAUUAAUUAUUCAGUACUUGCCAAACAAGUCGAUUUACACCAGUAUUCCUUAGCCAAAUACAUUCCUGUCAAAGAAUUAAAUAUAGAAUUGGGAUAUCCAAUUAAACAUAAGGGGAAUGGAUUAGAAACGCUAUUAAAUUCUCCUAAUCGAGGUCAAGUAUUUAAUGAAUUAAAUUUAAAUAUAUCUGCUAAUUUAAAUGGAGGUGCAGAAGUUAUAAGUGGUAUACUUGAAGAUCAUGGAAUGACUAAAUGUUCUAUAAUUAAAUCGAGUAUAACUAUGAUACAACUUAAGAAAUGUAUAAUUGAAUCUACCAUUAAGAAUGAUUCAAUAUGUAUAUUAAUUGCUCAUAAACUGAAGGAUACCAAAUUGAUUAAUAACUUUAAAAAGUUAAAUGUCAAUGCUAAUGCUAAUGCUAUAGUGGUAGAAUGGGAUUGGUGUGUUAAAUCGAUAUUUAAAGGUCAAUUAGAACCAUUCCAAUCGUAUCAGCUUUAGCAUUUUUACAAAGUUUUAUAAUUUAUAACUAACUUUUCAAAAUUUAUUGUGAAGUUUGAAUAUACAACAUAUAAAAGAAAGAAAGAAAUGACGAAUUAAAACAUAAUAAACAUGGAGAAUCAGGUAAUCUAUAUAUAUAGCAAGAUAUAGUAGUAUGACAUGACCUAAUUCGACGUAAAGAGCA